Molecule: messenger RNA, 2217 nt
Organism: Choloepus didactylus (southern two-toed sloth)
Lineage: Eukaryota; Metazoa; Chordata; Mammalia; Pilosa; Megalonychidae
Gene: IVD
Product: isovaleryl-CoA dehydrogenase
Exons: 13
Coding region: 51-1535 (494 amino acids)
Biological process (GO): L-leucine catabolic process
Cellular component (GO): mitochondrion
Molecular function (GO): 3-methylbutanoyl-CoA dehydrogenase activity; flavin adenine dinucleotide binding
Source: RefSeq, a predicted model, not a curated record
GAGGCCCUCUCAGUAGUUGUUACUGCUGCGGCUGGCGCCGCUAGGUAGAGAUGGCGAACGCAGCUUGGCUGCUGGGGCGGCGGGAGAUAAGCCGGAGGCUGCGGUGGUGGGUACCGCCGCUCGCGGGCCUAGUUUCCCGACGGGCCCACUCGCUAUUGCCCGUGGACGAUGCGAUCAACGGGCUGAACGACGAGCAGAAGCAGCUUCGACAGACCAUGGUUAAGUUUCUUCAGGAAAACUUGGCCCCCAAGGCCCAGGAGAUUGAUCAGAGCAACGAGUUCAAGAACCUGCGCGAGUUUUGGAAGCAACUGGGGAGCCUGGGAGUAUUGGGCAUCACAGCCCCUGUUCAGUAUGGUGGCUCAGGACUGGGCUACCUGGAACAUGUUCUAGUGAUGGAGGAGAUCUCCCGAGCUUCUGGAGCAGUAGGACUCAGUUACGGUGCCCACUCCAACCUCUGCAUCAACCAAAUUGUGCGCAAUGGGAAUGAGGCCCAGAAGGAGAAAUACCUCCCCAAGCUGAUCAGCGGUGAGUUCAUUGGAGCCUUGGCCAUGAGUGAGCCCAAUGCUGGCUCUGAUGUUGUCUCCAUGAAGCUCAAAGCAGAAAAGAAAGGAGAUGACUACAUCCUCAAUGGCAACAAGUUCUGGAUUACUAAUGGCCCUGAUGCUGACGUCCUUGUUGUCUAUGCCAAGACAGAUCUGGCUGCUGUGCCAGCUUCUCGGGGUAUCACAGCCUUCAUCGUGGAGAAGGGUUCCUUGGGUGCGGGCGAGAAUGAAAAGGAGACUCUUGAGGAGUCCGAUGGGAGAUUAGCUAAAAAGCAGUCUGGGGAAGAUGGGUCAAGUCCAAAGAUGGUGGAGCUGUCUACAGAGCCAGGAGAUCCAGAGAGGUCCAGGAAGAUGAGGACUGAAAAGAGGCCACUGGAUUUGGCAACCAGGACAUCGUUGGUGAACUUGGGCAUGCCUGGCUUCAGCACCUCCAAGAAGCUGGACAAGCUGGGGAUGAGGGGCUCUAACACCUGUGAGCUAAUCUUUGAAGACUGCCAAGUUCCUGCUACCAACAUCCUGGGCUGUUUGAGUAAGGGUGUCUACGUGCUGAUGAGCGGGCUGGACCUGGAGCGGCUGGUGCUGGCCGGCGGGCCCCUUGGGCUCAUGCAAGCCGUCCUCGACCACACCAUUCCCUACUUGCACAUGAGGGAAGCCUUUGGCCAGAAGAUUGGCCACUUCCAACUGAUGCAGGGGAAGAUGGCCGACAUGUACACCCGCCUCAUGGCAUGUCGGCAGUAUGUCUACAAUGUCGCCAAGGCAUGCGACGAAGGCCACUGCACUGCCAAGGACUGCGCGGGGGUGAUUCUUUACACAGCUGAAUGCGCCACACAGGUAGCCCUGGACGGCAUCCAGUGUUUCGGUGGCAAUGGCUACAUCAACGACUUCCCCAUGGGCCGUUUCCUGCGAGAUGCCAAGCUGUACGAGAUUGGGGCUGGAACCAGUGAAGUGAGGCGACUGGUCAUUGGCAGAGCCUUCAACGCAGACUUCCACUAGCCCCAAGACUCUUCAGCCCUUUUCCCAACACCUAGAUGCCUUUCUUUGGAAGUAGAGACCUGGCAGCUCUCCUGCCCUGCCCAAGGCAGCAAGCGCUGCUCCUGCUCAGCUGCCUGUCUCGCCUCGGCCCUCCAGCCUCUGCACUAAGCCCUGUGGGCCUCACCGCCGGGGCCAGUCAACCAGCCAGGAACAGUGUCCGGUGGCUUAAAAGCAUAUUGGCUUUUCUGGGGUUUGCUGGGAUGGGCUUUGGCGACUGUGCUCCUGCUCUCCAGUUUCUGAACCUAAUGCUCCCACCUCCCAGGGUGGGCAUCUGGGAACAGCCGGGUGGCCACCUUUCUUUUGGGUGCGUCUUUGGCCGGGAGCCUUCUCAAGUAAACCAGAAGCCUCAUGCCUGGCACAGGGUCCUCCCUAGGACAAUCAGAGCAUGAUUGCCAUUGUGGAUGGGAGCAAGGAGCCAACCACUUGCUGAGUUCAUGUUAGAUUUUCUCACUCACCUAACUGCCCUCUGAAUCGUGUUGUAAAUCAUGUCAGUGGUCUGACUUCCUUGUGGUUGGAUUAUGUAUAUUUGAAAUUUUCCAGUCUGCACUGGAUUUUGCAUCGGAAUUUCAGGCUGACUGUUCCCUUCUCAUUCUCUCUAUUUUGGGGAAAGAAAAGUUUCAGUAUUGCCAUCUCUAUUUACUCA